This is a messenger RNA of Zingiber officinale, 528 nucleotides long. RefSeq lists its product as uncharacterized. The record is from RefSeq and is a predicted model, not a curated record. The coding region runs from base 1 to 528 and encodes 175 amino acids. The transcript has a single exon. NCBI's taxonomy places the organism in Eukaryota, Viridiplantae, Streptophyta, Magnoliopsida, Zingiberales, Zingiberaceae.
AUGACUGCUUUUAAGACUCCUAUAGGGAUGUCUCCAUAUAGGAUGGUUUUUGGUAAAGCUUGUCAUCUUCCGGUGGAGAUUGAACAUAAGGCAUUUUGGGCAGUAAAAGCUUGCAAUUUUGAUGCUAGCCUAGCAGGAGAAGAGAGGAAAUUGCAACUUCAAGAACUAGAGGAAAUUAGACUUGAAGCAUUUGAGAACUCACGGAUCUACAAAGAAAAGACCAAGAAUUUUCAUGAUAAGCACAUUGUAGGUAAGGAAUUUCAUAUUGGUGAUAAGGUGCUUUUGUAUAGGUCAUGGCUUAAAAUAAUGAAAGGUACGUUGAGAUCCCAUUGGAAAGGUCCAUUUGUUGUAACUAAUGUUUUUUCUUAUGGAGCUAUUGAGAUUAGGGAGGAGUCUAUCGGAAGAAUUUUCAAGGUGAAUGGGCAUCGACUUAAAAUUUUUCAUGAAGUUGACAAUGGAAAGGAGGUGGAUAGAAUGAGCCACAUCAGUGUUAUCUACCCAAUCAAAGGGGAGUUCGUUCCAACUUAG